Adineta ricciae is the source of this 3354-nucleotide messenger RNA. The record is from the annotation of a GenBank genome assembly. Lineage: Eukaryota; Metazoa; Rotifera; Eurotatoria; Adinetida; Adinetidae.
AUGUUCAUAGUAAUCUUUUUCCCAACAUUCAUCUCAUCAGAUUUUGGUCAGAAGAUUGUCGACCAGUAUCCAUUAUCGACAAUACGAAAACCAAAUAUAACAAUUCUGAUGAUGUUUCCCGAUAUCGAUCGUUUUAUACCGAAUUUGAAGUCUUUAUUGAUCGUUUACGAAUAUAUUGUGGAUCGAUAUAAUAUUUCCAAUUGGCUUAAUGUUCAUUUGAAAAUUAAAGAUUCAAAUUGUUCCAUAUCGUUAGCGCCACAUAAACUCGUUACAACAAUGCUUUCAACAAUGCCUGAUGUCGUUUUCGGACCUUUUUGCGAUUUAGCCGUCGCACCUGUAGCUCGUUUACUCCAUUAUGAACGUAUUCCAUUGGUGACAAUGGGAGCAGUUUCGAAUGAUUUUACUUUGCAACGCGAAACUAUGUAUUCCACUUUGUUUCGAUUUGGAUAUCGAACGGAUGAGCUCGGCGCAUUAUUGAUUAAACUGUUCCAGUACUAUAAAUGGUCAUUCGUUAAAUUUGUCUACGAAGAUGAUCCAAAACCAUGGCAUGAAUGCCAAGUUCUUUUACGACCUAUCGCUCAUACAUUUUCCUCCAAUCAAGUUCGUUCCGAUAACCGAAAAAUAACGGAUCGUGAUAAAAAAGACAAUUACAAGUCAAUUUUUCUGGAUUUUAUUAGUAACAAUGCUUCAAUUUCGUUAUGGUGUGUCAAACCGAAAACAUUUCGUUCAGCUGUUUUAUCCGCUCAAAAACUUGGUUUUGUCAACGGAGAAUACGCGUUUAUUUAUCUUGAUACUGUGUUGACACAAGACAAUACUGAUGAGAAAAGUUUAGCAGUUCGUCAACCGUGGUAUGAUCCACUAGAAAAAGACGCUGAAAUCAAUCGAAAUGCGCGGCGAGCGUUCGAAACUGUUUUGUUUGUUCGGCAACGUUUGUACACUGACGAACGCUUUCGCCGUUUCGCUGCCAAUGUCGUUCAUUUUGCUCGAAUAACAAAUCGAACAAAUCAAUUAACACACGAAUCCAGUUCAUCUAUUAAAAUCGGAACUGAUGAAACAAACUUUUACGACGCAGUUGUAACGUAUUUCAAAGCUUUGAAAAUGCAUUAUUCGAAACAGAAUCUAUUCGAAUUGAGCGAUUCAGAUGCACUACGAACGUAUUCGCCAUUGAACGCUCAAAUAUUCAAAACAAUGAUUUGUAAUCGAUCAAUCGAAGGCGCUAACAAGAACAUUACGAUGAAUCAGAUCUGCGAUCGAAUCGAUACGGGUUACGCGAUUUAUGACAUGGAUCCCGAAAGCGGAGAGCUAGAGGCUGUUGUCGCAUAUCCAGCUGAACCAUUCUCGAUUGAAAACAAACAACUGCAAUGGUUAAAUGAAUCGCGUUUGAUUUAUUUUAUUGGCAACAAUUCAACAUUCAUUCCUGAUACACCGCGCUGUGGAUUCAACAAUAUAAAAUGUCCUAAAAAGACGCUUAUCCCAAUAUGGGGCUGGAUUAUCAUAAGUCUUUCAGUGAUCAUUGUUCUUCUUCUCAUCGUCGGUUUGAUUUUGUAUCGACGAGCAAAAUUCGAAGCAGAAUUAAAAGCAAUGCAAUGGUUAAUCAAAUGGGAAGAAUUAAUCACACGAACAUUGUUGCAUAAUGGUGUCGCUACACCAUCUUUCAACAAAUUAUCUGCUUCCCAAAAGGAUUUAUCCAUUCAGAAGUCACGUAAUUCGAUUGCAAGUCACCAUUCGGCGGAUAGUGAUCUAGGUGGCCCAUCGAAACAAACAUUUACAAAAACAGCGAUAUAUAAAUCAUCUGUAGUCUCAUUAAAACGUUUUCACAAGCCUAAAUUGGAAACAACACGUGCGUUACAAUUAGAAGUGAAAGCAAUGCAAGAUCUUCAACAUGAUCAUAUCGCUCGAUUUAUCGGUAUUUGUAUCGAUCCCAAACAUCAAUACAUCGUUACAGAAUAUUGUCCGAAAGGAAGUCUACAGGACAUUCUCGAGAAUGAAGAAAUCAAGCUUGACACAAUGUUCAAGUAUUCGAUAAUGCAUGAUAUUGUUAAAGGCAUGCAACACAUCCACAAUAGUCAAAUAGGUUCACAUGGAAAUCUGAAAAGUUCGAAUUGCGUUGUUGAUAGUCGAUUCAUUUGUAAAAUAACGGAUUUCGGAUUACCAUCAUUACGUCCAGAUACGAAUAAAGGUUCACCGCCAGGUGCUGUUGAAGAUUACGCGUAUUAUCGAAGUCGAUUAUGGACAGCACCGGAACUAUUGAGAGAUCAAAAUCCACCAUCAGCAGGAACAGUGAAGGGUGAUGUAUAUAGUUUUGGUAUAAUUUUACAAGAAAUCGAAUUACGAAAUGGACCGUGGUAUUUACGAGAUCGAGAAUUAGAACCAGCCGCCAUUGUUGAGAGUGUCAAAUCGGGUAGUCUACUUCGACCCACACUUGAAGCUGGUGAUUGUAAUACGGAAAUUGGACAGUUGAUGAAACGUUGUUGGCAUGAAGAUCCAAAUGAAAGACCGGAAUUUUCCGAUAUACGACAAGUGAUGCGUCGAAUUAAUAAAGAUUUGGACAGUGGAAAUAUUCUCGACAAUUUACUUAAACGUAUGGAACAAUAUGCAAAUAAUCUUGAAGGAUUAGUAGAAGAACGCACAAGUGAUUAUUUAGCUGAGAAAAAGAAAGCAGAAGAAUUACUCUAUCAAUUAUUACCUCGAACGGUCGCUGCUCAAUUGAUGGUCGGUCAACCGGUGACAGCUGAGUCUUUUGAAUGUGUUACUAUUUAUUUUUCUGAUAUUGUUGGUUUUACUUCAUUAUCAUCUGAAAGUACGCCAUUGCAAGUGGUUGAUCUGCUUAACGAUCUCUACUCGGUCUUCGAUGGUGUUACUGAGAAUUACGACGUUUACAAAGUAGAAACCAUCGGUGAUGCUUAUAUGGUUGUUUCGGGUUUGCCAACACGAAAUGGAGAUUUACAUGCACGAGAAAUCGCUCGUCUCUCAUUAGCGCUCCUCAAUGCAGUUCUUAAGUUUCGUAUUCGACAUCGACCUGAAACGCAAUUGUUAUUACGUAUUGGUAUUCAUUCCGGACCAUGUGUUGCAGGUGUCGUUGGGCUUAAAAUGCCGCGAUUUUGUUUAUUUGGCGAUACGGUGAACACCGCAUCACGAAUGGAGUCGAACGGUAAAGCAUUACGCAUUCAUGUAUCAUCGAGUACAGCAUGUAUUUUGCAAAAAAUCGGUACAUUUGAAUUAAAACUUCGUGGUGACAUCGAAAUGAAGGGUAAAGGAAAACAACGAACGUAUUGGCUACUUGGUGAACAAGGUGGUUUGAGUGCUCAACAUACAUUGGUGAACUGGAACGAUGAUAUAACUGACGAACAUUGA